Messenger RNA from Exophiala mesophila, 1867 nucleotides. RefSeq lists its product as uncharacterized. Gene Ontology annotation, cellular component: nucleus. The coding region runs from base 122 to 1000 and encodes 292 amino acids. The record is from RefSeq and is a predicted model, not a curated record. The transcript has 3 exons. Lineage: Eukaryota; Fungi; Ascomycota; Eurotiomycetes; Chaetothyriales; Herpotrichiellaceae.
CCAGCGAAAAAAGUUGACGUUGCGACUGGAACUGGCACGACUCUAGACUGCGGGUUCUGUCUAUUGCUACAAACAUCACCACCACUACCACGUUAUUGUUUCUCGCCAUUCACUGUCAAACAUGCCUGCAAGCACUGGUAAGCGGAAGCAGGAUCUUGGGGACCAGGUAGCAGUCCCCGACAAGAUCGAAGAGGAUAGCGGUGACGACGAGGAUUUUGAUAUGCUCGACGUAGAAUUCGAAUGGUUUGAUCCACAGCCUAAUGUCGACUAUCAUGGCAUCAAGAGUCUUUUGCAACAAUUGUUCGAUGCUGACGCGCAGCUGUUUGAAUUGUCCGCCCUGACCGACUUGAUCUUGUCGCAGCCAACACUCGGCUCCACCGUCAAGGUUGAUGGCAAUGAGACAGACCCGUAUGCUUUUCUUUCAAUACUGAACCUACAAGAGCACAAGGACAAGCCAUUCAUCGCCAAAUUUAUUCAAUACCUCCAAUCCAAGUCCAAAUCGAAUUCUCGACUCGCUCCACUGGCAGAACUAUUGGCACAACCCACCAUUCCACCGAUAGGUCUGAUCUUGACUGACCGUCUAAUCAAUGUCCCAUCCGAGACGGUACCCCCAAUGUACUCGAUGCUACUGGAAGAAAUAGAGUGGGCGGUGCAAGAUAAAGAGCCAUAUACAUUUACUCAUUAUUUGAUCCUAUCCAAGACAUACACCGAGAUUCCCUCGAAAUUGGAUGCUGAGGAGAACCGGCCCAAAAAGAAGAACAAGGGCGGCAGCGGAUCAUUUGAAACCAUGUACUUUCAUCCCGAAGACGAGGUCCUGCAUCGACACGCCCUCUGUCAUGGUGGAUUCGAAUAUACCAUCAAACAAGACGAGGGUCACUCGGACUCGAAGAGGGCAUUCCAAGAACUGGGAAUCCGGCCACAGGGACAUGCUAUUCUCAUUCCUGCAGAUGGGUUCAAGAGUGCAGUUGACGACAUUUCAGAAUACCUCAAACCACAAUAAAGGGUAACCACACGCAAGCUGAAGAGUCUACUCCCAUUGGGUUCCUUUCAGGCGCUGCAUGAGGUAUUCCACUUCGACGACUUUGGUCAAAGGGAUGACGACUUGAGCAUACAUGGCGACCACCGCCUCCACAUUGAUCUUCUCUUCCCCUCCUCCACUGCUAGGGCCCAAGGACGGAUCCUUACCAUAGGUCUUAGCUUUCAGCCGUAAGCGUUCAAGGACCUGCUGCUCAACUUUUGCAUUGGUGAUGGCAUCAUCGAUCCCUUGUCGGUCCUCAGCCUUGAUGAGCUUGACAAAGCGCUCAGGUUCGGCUUGGAAUUUACUCUCAGCGACGAAUUUGCCAAAGUGAAUUCUCCGGCUGAGUGCUUGGAGACAUGCAACGUCACAGGUUGCUGCACUGCCAUAAUUCUCUUUUGUUUCUCCCCGAUCCUGGCGGUCGAAUUUGCGACAGGCUUCGGGCAAGACCUGAUUGAUGUAUUUUUCUUUGAUCUGAGCAUUGACAUUCACGUCGUUAUCGUGCAGGAUUUUGGGAUAUUCGAUAGGUUGCAGUCUGGGUCGCUGAAGGACUUCUGGGAAGAAAGGAUACUCGUCGGGGGCAUCGUAUCGGCGGACCAAGGAAUGUAUUCGUUCAGUUUCGGCGAGUAGAUAGUCGGCGAGAGACAAGGCCGGGGGGAGAUGGAGAUCGGUCUGGGGAAUGGGGAGAGCUUUAACGUCAUAAAUGGUGGCAUUGAGAGGGAAUUGAACACGUUCGAUGAGGUGGAAGGUAAUGGUGUCUUCGAGUCGACUAUAUGAAAUGUCAGUAGGUCAGAUGUGAGGAGUUGUCGCAUGAACAAUACGUACAUGAGCUGAAAGCGGAUGUUAGCAAGA